CGCAUGCGCCGACGCAUCAGUGUUGCCGGAUCCAUCACUAGCUAACAGAUAAACCCUCAGUGUACUGGUCAGAUGAAGGUGUUGGUCACAGGAGGCUCUGGAUUGGUGGGGAGAGCCAUACGUCAUGUUAUAGAAGAAGAGGGAGCCAAAAAAGGAGAAGAAUGGAUAUUUCUGUCCUCCAAAGAUGCAAACCUAAUGAACAAAGAGGAAACACAGGCUGUUUUUGAAAAACAUCGGCCCACUCAUGUCAUCCAUCUGGCUGCUAUGGUGGGAGGUCUUUUCAAGAACAUGAAGCACAACUUGGACUUCUGGAGGAACAACGUCUACAUCAACGAUAAUGUGCUGCAGGCAGCACAUGAGGUCGGGACUGUUAAAGUUGUUUCCUGUCUAUCCACCUGUAUUUUUCCCGAUAAAACAACAUAUCCUAUCGACGAGACCAUGAUUCACAAUGGCCCUCCUCAUGAGUCCAACUUUGGUUAUGCCUAUGCUAAAAGGAUGAUUGAUGUUCACAACAGGGCCUAUUUCCAGCAACAUGGCCGAUGCUACACAGCUGUGAUUCCCACAAAUGUGUUUGGUCCUCAUGACAACUUCAGCAUCGAGGAUGGCCAUGUGCUCCCAGGGCUCAUACAUAAGGCAUACAUCGCUCAAAAGGAGGGGAAGCCCCUAGUGGUCUGGGGUUCAGGCUCUCCUAGAAGGCAGUUCAUCUACUCUUUGGACUUGGCUCGUCUUUUCCUCUGGGUCCUGAGGGAGUAUCCAGAGGUCGACCCAAUCAUUCUCUCUGUUGGGGAAGAAGAUGAAGUUUCCAUUAAAGAAGCAGCAGAGGCAGUUGUUGAGUCGUUGAGCUUUAAAGGAGAAGUAGUGUAUGACACCAGUAAAGCAGAUGGUCAGUUUAAGAAGACUGCCAGUAAUGCAAAACUACGCCAGUACCUGCCAGACUUCAAAUUCACACCCUUCAGCCAAGCUUUAAAAGAAACUUGUGAUUGGUUUGUUGCCAAUUAUGACACCGCCCGGAAAUAAGACGACCCCUGACCCAGUUGGCAUCAAAGCUGUCCAUUGAAUGACAAUUUCUGCAAAAAGAAAAACUAAUGAGGUAAACAGUGGAGAGUAUUGUAGGACAUUAGAUUAUGUGCAGAAAGUAGUGAGCUAAUAAUGAUGUCUGAUAACCAUUAAAAAGCUUUGUAGUUUUAAAUUGAGACUGUAACAUGUUUUAGUUGUUUCCUGCCUGUUUCUUUUUCAGUUACAACUUUUUGUUCUUUUGUGUUAAAUGUGUUUGAGUUUAUAUUUUACAGUAGUCAUAUUCCUUUCCUUAUUCAAAUUACUACAGAAAAGCAUAAAAAAAACCUGAAAGUUCCACUCAAGUGUUCAUUAAACAUGUUUAAAUAAUAACUUCCUAUUUCUAACUGGUUAAUUAAGAAAUUAUUUUCUCCGUUCAGGAGAUUUAAACUGGUAUCCUACCAAGGAAACUAAUAACACUCUGGUGAAUCUUGUGAUAAAAUUUAAUUCUGGUAGAUUUUAUACAGACUUUCUAAUUUCUAUUCUGGUUCUGAAGAGCAUUUUGCUUAUGUUCACAGGCAUCAGAACAAUAAAUAAUGUCAAGCUGUGGUUGUAUAAAGCAGUAUGAAAGGAAACAGCUGAAAAUUUCACUUUUCUAAACAUAAGUCAGGGUUUUACUUUCAGGGGUGGGACUUUACAAAAUGUAGCUGUCAAUGUUAUUCAUAAAAUAAAGCCUUAUUCACACUAACUUACCAUUAAAGCCAAUGUUCUAGGUUUUUCACAAUUCUAGCAAAGGGUUUUUUUCCAUUCAGAAAAUGUAUACUUUUCUCCUGUUGUCCAUGAAGCUCACCCGCUUCUGCUACAUAGAUUCUUUGAGAACAAUCAAGAUUACGGUUCACACUUUCCCAGAAACUUAUAUUCUGUAGUUUCAGAAGAAAUGUCAAUCAUAAAAAAAAGCUGCAUUCCUCUUUAGUAUUGGGAGCUCUUUGUAAAAGUUUCAAAUUGUUUAUUUUUUUAGAAAAAUAAAGGUGGAUUGAUUUA
Messenger RNA from Poeciliopsis prolifica (blackstripe livebearer), 2034 nucleotides. Its product is annotated as GDP-L-fucose synthase-like. The coding region runs from base 73 to 1017 and encodes 314 amino acids. Gene Ontology annotation, molecular function: GDP-L-fucose synthase activity. The transcript has 10 exons. Gene Ontology annotation, biological process: nucleotide-sugar biosynthetic process. Lineage: Eukaryota; Metazoa; Chordata; Actinopteri; Cyprinodontiformes; Poeciliidae. The record is from RefSeq and is a predicted model, not a curated record.